Messenger RNA from Ipomoea nil (Japanese morning glory), 502 nucleotides. RefSeq lists its product as uncharacterized. Bases 35 to 502 code for a protein of 155 amino acids. The record is from RefSeq and is a predicted model, not a curated record. Lineage: Eukaryota; Viridiplantae; Streptophyta; Magnoliopsida; Solanales; Convolvulaceae. The transcript has 2 exons.
UUUAUAGGUGGUGGUGGAGGUGAUUUAUAAUAGUAUGGCGGAGGAGGGGAUGGUGAAGGUGGUGGUGGAGAUUUAUAGUAAUAAGGUGGAGGAGGAGAUGGUGAAGGAGGUGGGGGAGAUUUGUAGUAAUAAGGUGGAGGAGGAGAUGGUGAGGGUGGUGGAGGAGAUUUGUAGUAGUAAGGUGGCGGAGGGGAAGGUGAGGGUGGCGGUGGAGAUUUGUAAUAGUAAGGAGGUGGAGGUGAAGGUGAAGGAGGUGGGGGUGAUUUGUAAUAGUAUGGAGGUGGAGGUGAAGGUGAAGGUGGUGGGGGAGACUUGUAAGCAUAUGGUGGGGGAGGUGAUGGUGAUGGUGGCGGAGGAGACUUGUAUACAUAUGGUGGGGGAGGCGAUUGCACUGGUGGUGGUGGAGACUUAUACUCAUAGGGAGGUGGUGGAGACGGAGAAGGUGGAGGAGGAGAUUUGUAUUGAUACACAGGAGGCGAAGGUGAAGAAUAUAAAUAACUAG